GUCACGAAAUUCCAGGAUGAGUUCCGAGAUCCGUCAAUGGAACUCGAGGUGGUUAUCUCAUUUGGCCUCAUUUAUUCGCUGAUAUUUGUGCUUGGUGUGAUCGGUAAUGCUUUCGUUAUAUUUCUGACGUUGAGGCAUCGAAAACUGCAAACCGUUCAGAAUAUGUUCAUAUUGAAUCUGGCUGGUGCUGAUCUUGUUGUGUGUAUAUUUUCGUUGCCAAUCACACCAAUAACAAAUGUCUAUAAGAACUGGUAUUUCGGCUCAACCAUGUGUCAUGGCUUACCGUGGAUGCAAGGAAUUGCCGUCUUCAUUGGCACCUUUAGUCUAUGUGCUAUUUCAAUUGACAGGUAUAUUAUGGUAAAAAUGCCAACCGCUCAAAUUAUCAAUAAAACCAUGCGCAUUUAUUUGCCUAAUGCAAAAUUGCUUUUUCAGCGCUCAAUGUUGAUCACUGUUAUUCUGUGGACACUUUCGAUUGUUUUCACACUUCCGUAUGCGAUGUAUAUGGACGUGAUUGUUGUGGAUGGAAUUUGUGGACAAUUCUGCACUGAAAAAUGGCCUGAUUCUGGCUUGAGGCAUACCUAUACGGUUCGUUACCUAUCCAGCAGCACUACUCUCAUAUGGCAAAGUCACUACUGGAUGCGAAUGGGUGAAAUUUGCGUAGUUAAAGAGCAGGGCAGCGAAACUGAAUCGAUCAUUGUUAUUUGA
Messenger RNA from Anisakis simplex (herring worm), 705 nucleotides. The record is from the annotation of a GenBank genome assembly. Lineage: Eukaryota; Metazoa; Nematoda; Chromadorea; Rhabditida; Anisakidae.